CUCUCCACAAUUUUUGUCAGCUUUGCUCUCAAUUUUGCCCUCUUUUCUCCAGGUAUCAGCCAUUGGCCCGAUUGGCCCUGAAACUCAGUCUGCUUAGCUAGCUGGCUUGGCAGUCCUGGCUAGCUAAGCCGUUCCCGGCCAGGCCUCGAUCAUCGGCGGUGGACAUCGUUACCAUGAGCUGCUUGAGAUUCCCAGGUUGGACCUCGGGGGGUGCCUCCCACCCGUCCCUGGAUUGGGGCCUCCUGCAAACGUUGUUGGUUCAGAACGAUUACCACUUGUAUCAAAAUGGUCGACCCAUACCUUUGGAGGCGGACUUUGAUCCCGUUCUACCCGUGGACGUGGUGUUCUCGGUACGAGGUGGCAAAGGCGGCUUCGGAUCCAUGUUGAGAGCCUUGGGCGCCCAAAUCGAGAAGACCACCAAUCGGGAUGCCUGUCGAGAUCUGUCGGGUCGGCGAUUGCGCGAUAUCAACGAAGAGGAGCAACUUAAGCGCUACGUCGCCGCUCAAUCCCAACGCGAGCAAGAAGCCGCCGAGAAGAAGCAAGCGCGCUUGGCCAAACUUGAGCGACUCGUCAAAAACGAGAACAAGCACGUGUUCCAUGAUCCCAAGUACGAUCAGGCUAGGAGCGAAGCCACCGAGCGGGUCCAUGAGGCUAUGGAGGCGGCGCCCAAGCUCAAAAAGCCCGAUGAAGCCAGUCUACCCUCCACCAGCGGAAAAAAGCGCAAAAGUUCCGAUCCCACCCCCGUGGCCCCGGCCAAAAAGGGCUUGUGGAUGGGCGUGGAUCUGGGCGAUUCCGAUCUCGAAUCGAGCGAAGAUGAUGAUGACGACGAGGCCCCAGAGAAGGACAAGAAGCAGGCGAUUGCCGUCAAGAAUUAGAGAAAAAUACCGCCAAUAAAUGUUCCGCUGAAUCUGUGUCAAUCAUGGUACUUAAGAAUGGUUUAUUGUGGGCCAACUUUGGGGGAAAAACGGGAGUAAUAACUAAAACCCUGUUCAAAAGGUGGGCAGGUCGGUAUGAAGGAUGGUCUUUCGCUCCACACCAUUUUUGUCCACGGCAGCCAUA
Molecule: messenger RNA, 1059 nt
Organism: Tigriopus californicus
Lineage: Eukaryota; Metazoa; Arthropoda; Copepoda; Harpacticoida; Harpacticidae
Product: splicing regulator SDE2-like
Exons: 2
Coding region: 174-875 (233 amino acids)
Cellular component (GO): nucleus
Source: RefSeq, a predicted model, not a curated record